AUGACUGCCAGUCCUUUUACAAAAGCCUCAGAUUUAUUAAUUAAUCUGAAUGACAUGAAGUUCCUCCAUAACUUGGAUGAUGACUCCCAUGACGAAAAGGAUGUGAGCAUGGCGCAAGAUGUAAAUGAUAUAUCAAUCGAUGACAUUAGUGGUGCUCCACUUACAUAUUUUUCUAAAGAUCAACCAAUUCAGGAACCAAUUGAGCAAUUCAAAGGUGAGCAUAAAUUUUUGAAGUUCAAGAUAAACCCGGUAUUUUCUAAUAGCCUGGCAUUCGUUUCCGGCCCUGGCAUGCGUGACACGAAGCUUUACACAGCGGAAACCACUCUUAUUGAUAAAUCAGCAUACUAUAAGCAGUACGUGUCCAGACUUUUUGAAAUUUAUCAGGACCUGGGUGAUGAUCGCCUCUUCACAGUUCUGACUAUAGGCUUGAUCAAUCAUUCUUCUCGAAAUGAACAUUUAAAAACAAUGAACCUUGCACUUGAAGCGUUGGUAGACGAACUGGAGAUUUUAAUCGAGUCAAAGAGGCAAUCAAGUCAGCUCAUUGAUACCAUAGAGUUAGAGGACUGUCUCUCUAUCUUAAAUUGUUUGAAGACUAUUCAUUUUACAAUUGACUCAAAUGAAAAGGAUUCGACGGCCAAGUUUUUCAUACAUUUGAAGGAAUGGAUUAAUCGAACAGAUGGUGAGCCCAGUGAACAAGUUAUAGAGGAGACCUUCACAAAAGCUACAGAAAAUACUGUUUACGAAACGACAGAUUUUUGGAAGCUGGUAAAUCAACUGCUACUUAGAGGUCUUUUUGACCAAGCUAUCGGAACACUGGAAAAGUCUAAUAUUAUUAGUGACCUGGAGAAUAAGUGUGAAAACACUUGGACCGUUUUGAAAGACAUAAUUUCGCUAUUGAGAGAAUAUCCAUACGAUGCAGAAGUUGCAUUCAGAGAGUGGAAGUCUGCAAUGCUUCAAUUAUCUCAGUUUUAUCUAGAAACAGAGACAAAGGUUAGCCCAGGACUGCGUGAUUUUAUUACCGACAUGAUUUAUGUUUUGAGUGGAACGCAAGCUAAAAUUGUUCAGUACUCCAGAACUUGGUAUGAAUGUUUCUGUGGGCUCAUCCUCUAUUACAUACCAACUUUGGAACUGUCUGAGGAAUAUUUACAGCUGUCCUUAGAUUCGCAUCCUUUAGAUGUUUGCAGUAAUUGGGAACAGGCGUGUACAGAUAUCAUUAGGGGCAAAAUAUUCUCCAUCCUGCCUGUUUUAGACGAUUUAGAUGGAUGCACCGCAGCAUUUACAUCUGCUCUUUGCGAGGCCAAAGGUCUUCUAGAUUCUCCCGCCAAUUUAGCUCCGGAACAGGGGAACGAAAAUAACCUAGACGGAGGGGAUCUUUUUUCGUCUGAUAACAGUAUGGCAAGCUAUCUGCUAAAUUCUUUUGCACUAGAACUGUGCUGCUACGAGGAUAGAGACCUGUGGGCUGUCGCAAUGGGUAUGCUGGCUUUAUCACCAAGCAAUAACGAAAGCGCAAAGAGACUGGCGAUUGCAGAAUUACUGCCUCAUUAUCCUUUCCGGACUAACGACGAUAUAGAAUGGUUAUUCACUAUCUGUGCAAAAUGGAGGUUACCAGAUGUCGCGAAAACCAUUUAUAGGAUACUCGGAAAUGACCUCUUAUACCAAAACAAUGUUGUGGAGGCCAUGACAAAUUUUAGUAAGGCUGGUGAGUUUGAAUGGGUAAAACACUAUUCUUGGAUGAUCUUUGAGGCAUCCGUAAUGCAAGGGGCACCUUUAGAGGACAUGGUAAUCAACGCCAUUGUCAGUGAUCAUCCUGAAUCUGAAAUCCCAAUAGAGUUGCUUCACAGUGUUGUUACUGAUGUUAUGAAACAGACCUUAUCACCGUAUGCAGUACUUUAUCAAUUUUAUCGCCACAGAGACUCUCAAAACUGGGAUGAAGCCUUGGACACUUUGCUACAUUUACUUGAGUUCACCUACUUACCGCCACAAUAUUGUUCACUGUUGAUUGCCCGAUUUUUGAAUCCACUUUUUCUCGAAGAUGAUUCGAAAAGAAUGCCUGAAGAAUCAGUUGUGCGUAUCAUGAGGGUUGUGCAAAAUCUAAUAGUCGACGAAAAAUGCAUAGCAUUAUAUGAAGUGCUUAAAACGAACGAACAACAAGCAACAUUACCGCAAAAGCUAUCUAGCGUAUUAAGUUCUACAAGACAGAGAUUAAGCUUUAAAAUAUGCCAGGGACUUAUGUAA
Lachancea fermentati is the source of this 2235-nucleotide messenger RNA. NCBI's taxonomy places the organism in Eukaryota, Fungi, Ascomycota, Saccharomycetes, Saccharomycetales, Saccharomycetaceae. The record is from the annotation of a GenBank genome assembly.